Hevea brasiliensis (rubber tree) is the source of this 2505-nucleotide messenger RNA. RefSeq names its product proteinaceous RNase P 1, chloroplastic/mitochondrial. Bases 564 to 2327 code for a protein of 587 amino acids. The transcript has 8 exons. Gene Ontology annotation, molecular function: protein binding; ribonuclease P activity. Gene Ontology annotation, biological process: tRNA 5'-leader removal. The record is from RefSeq and is a predicted model, not a curated record. Lineage: Eukaryota; Viridiplantae; Streptophyta; Magnoliopsida; Malpighiales; Euphorbiaceae.
UUCUCUUCCACUGACCUACUAAACGUGAAACCAUUUCUCUUUCCUUUAUCCACUCUCCCGCCCACCACAUUACGCUCACAGCCUUUGGCCAUUGAAGAAGAAAUUGCUGUGAACAAAGAGCUUCAUAAAUCAUAGCCUUCAUUCUUUCUACUGAAUUUGUGUUCGCGAUUGAGUUUAUGCUCCAAAAUUCAUUCGUCUUGAUGCUUUCAAUCUCUCCUUUCUUCUCCGGUUGAGAAGAAACUCUCCUUAUUUCCCUUCUUCACAAUUUGUAUCCAUCUCAGAAAUACUUUGUCGUCCAUUCCUUUGCAGAAGUUGAUCAAGCUUAUUCUCACUGAAUUAUGUCGGUUUUUUUUUUCAUCUCCUCCUCUUUCGCAUAGAUAGCGAGGACAAGUGCUUGUUAACUUCUGCUGGAGAAGUAAAUUAGAGAAUGGAAACUAAGCUGAAUUAAGUUCCUCAGACCUCAGUUUUGAUUAGUUUCUAUAGUCAGAUGAAACAGCUUAGCAAUAGCUCUCAAUUAUAAUUUGAGCUUUUGUGAACACAACUGGAACAAGUAUCUGUUAGUGAUGCUGUGUGGAAGCUCUUUGGCACCCCCUUUUAAUAGAACCUCUCCUCUCUUCUUAUUCUUCAUCCAAAUGCCAUCCUUAUCGAUUUUUCGAAAUAGUUCCCUCACUUUUCACCGUCCACUUCUCCGUUACCACAGUUACUUAUUUGCCAAACCGGUUCAUGAUAUUCAAGCCUAUGAGCUCCCUAUGGACAGAAGGGCGCAUCUUUGCUGCUCUGCUUUCUCUGUAACACAGCAGAUACAUGAAUCCUCUGCGAUGGCUACAAAUAAAGUUUCAAACAAAUCAAAGAAGAAAGUGUGGUGGGAAUCACCUGAGGGAGUGCUUAGAAUAAAGCUAGAUAUGUGCUCAAAGCAUGGUGAUGUUGUUCAAGCUUUGCACUUGUAUGAUGAGGCACGAAGCAAUGGAGUCCAGCUUAACCAACACCACUACAAUGUGCUGCUCUAUUUGUGUUCUUCUGUCAAAUUGAAUGGAAAUGGGGUUGACGAAAAUGCCUCAAGUUUAUGUAACAACAGAGGUUUUGAGAUUUUUCAGCAGAUGAUUAUUGAUAAAGUUGCUCCAAGUGAAGCUACUUUUACAAAUGCAGCAAGACUGGCUCUUGCAUUGGAAGACCCAGAAAUGGCUUUUGAUUUGGUCAAGCAGAUGAAAGGUUUUAAUAUCUUGCCAAAAUUGCGUUCAUAUGGACCAGCAUUGUUUGGAUUCUGUAAGAAGGGGAUGGCUGAUAGAGCUUAUGAAGUUCAUGCACACAUGGCUGAAUCUGGGGUGAUGCCUGAAGAGCUUGAGCUUUCUGCUCUCUUAAAACUUAGUGCUGAUGUGAAGAGGGCAGACAAGGUGUAUGAGAUGCUGCAUCGGUUGCGAGCCACUGUGAGGCAAGUUACAGAUUCAACUGUUGGCGUUAUUGAGGAUUGGUUCAAGUCUGAAGAUGCUUCGAAAAUUGGAGAGGAGAAUUGGGACACAAGCAAGGUAAGAGAAGGAAUUGUGAUGGGAGGUGGAGGUUGGCAUGGGCAAGGGUGGUUGGGGAGUGGUCGAUGGAGAGCAGUGAGGACUCAAAUUGAUGAGAAGGGUGUUUGUCAUUCUUGUGGGGAGAAGCUUGUUUGCAUUGACAUAGAUCCAGGAGAAACAGAAAACUUUGCUACCUCAUUAUCCAAUUUGGCUUGCCAAAGGGAGGUUAAGUCCAACUUUGUUCAGUUCCAGGAGUGGCUGCAGCAGCAUGGUCCAUUUGAUGCAGUUGUAGAUGGCGCCAAUUUGGGUCUUAUCAAUCAAAAGACUUUCAGCUUUUACCAGCUUAAUACUGUGGCUGGUAAGUUACGUCAAAUGAGCCCAUCAAAGAGAUUGCCGCUUAUUGUUUUGCAUACAAGUCGUGUGACUGGAGGUCCAGCUCGGAAUCCUAACAACAGGAAGUUUUUAGAGUUUUGGAAAAAGUCUGGUGCCCUUUAUGCUACGCCUGUUGGUUCAAAUGAUGAUUGGUAUUGGUUAUAUGCUGCUGUUACUUGUAAUUGUUUAUUGGUGACAAAUGAUGAGAUGAGGGACCAUCUUUUCCAGUUGUUAGGGACUUCCUUUUUUCCAAGAUGGAAGGAAAAGCAUCAGGUUCGACUUUCUGUAUCAAGAAGUGGACUUACUCUACACAUGCCUCCGCCUUAUUCAACCGUUGUUCAGGAGUCUGAAAAUGGUAGUUGGCAUGUGCCAACAAUUACAGGCGAUGAUCUUGAAACACCAAGGCAGUGGUUGUGUGCCACCAGGGCAAGGAAUAAAAUACAUCCAUUCUAAAUUGGCAGUUUUAGGCGCACAAAUGGCAGUGUGGAUGCAUUGGUGACAUGGAUUGAGAGAUUUUAGUAAUUAGAGUAUAAUCUAUAUUUUGAAACAUUUGGCAUAAAAUACAAAAUAAGUAGUGGCAAUUGUCAUCUUAUCAUUUCAUUUUAAUCAUGGUUCAUUAAAUUUUGCAUUA